AUGGGCACCGCCGGAAGAACCCACGUGCGCCAACUCCCGGUGGGCCUGCCCGCAACGGAAGCCAAACAGGGCGACGACGAGGAGGAGAAGGAAGCGGGGGAGGCAGAUAAACGGGGCCUCAGGGAAAUCAUAACGAGGGUUUACGUGGGGGACUACGAGGACUCCAAGAACAUCCUGCUCCUCGGCAGCAUCGGCAUCACGCACAUCAUCAUCGUGAGGUGCACCGAAGAGUAUCAAAUGGCUCGGAUAAUUUACCCACAUAAAUUCGAGUACUUCAUCAUCGACCUGGAGGGCGACUACAACUUCACGCAGUGCACUCAUUUGAAAUUCCUGCUAGACGAGAUCCUCUUCGAAAAUGGCCAAAAUAGGGUCUUCAUCCACAGCUACAUCUCCCUGGAGAAGAUCCUCUCCCUGCUGGUGUUCUACAUCGCCACGACGCUGAGCCUCGACGUGGAGGACGUCCUGACCUACGUCAAGAGAAUCGUUCCCGAUUUUUCGAUGGACACAGAAGAGAGCGACAAGAUGUAUUACUACACCAAGAGGCACAUGCUGACCUACUACCCAGGGGAAUGCACCAGCUACCUCGACGUGCGGGACCAAAAGGGGAGCCCCCAAGUUGCUCCCAAAGAAUGA
This is a messenger RNA of Plasmodium vivax (malaria parasite P. vivax), 633 nucleotides long. RefSeq lists its product as hypothetical. NCBI's taxonomy places the organism in Eukaryota, Apicomplexa, Aconoidasida, Haemosporida, Plasmodiidae. The record is from RefSeq and is a predicted model, not a curated record. The transcript has 6 exons. Bases 1 to 633 code for a protein of 210 amino acids.